AUGUUCAAGUGGUUCAAAAGAGAUAAACCAUAACUUUCUACUAAUCUCAAAAAGCCCUAUAAUCAACUCUCCAGGGAACAAGCCCAAGAAAUCCUUGCUAGUUUUUCAUAUAGAACCAUGGCUGAUCUCAUUUAUAAAGAUGAUUCUCAUCCAGAUCUAAACGUAGAAUAUGAGUAAAAUAAGAAAAUUCAAUUAAAAACAGAAUGCUUUAUGGACAAAGAAGGGAAUUUGCAUUUCCAUUAAGAUGAGCAAUUGUCUUGGGUUGAUGAUGAUUCUCAUAAUGAGGAAGAUGAAUUAGAGAAAUAAAUUUAUGAAUAAAUGUAUGAAGAUAUGUAGGAAGAACUUCAUUAAAGAGGAGAACGAGAAUAUUUCAGACCAAUCACUGGACCUGAAAACAAUGAUAAUGAUGAAUGGGAAACUGAUAGUGAUGAACAAAAUUGA
Paramecium octaurelia is the source of this 441-nucleotide messenger RNA. The record is from the annotation of a GenBank genome assembly. Lineage: Eukaryota; Ciliophora; Oligohymenophorea; Peniculida; Parameciidae.